This is a messenger RNA of Glarea lozoyensis ATCC 20868, 1143 nucleotides long. Its product is annotated as Winged helix DNA-binding protein. Gene Ontology annotation, cellular component: nucleus; cytosol; proteasome regulatory particle, lid subcomplex. The transcript is spliced from 2 exons. Gene Ontology annotation, molecular function: structural molecule activity. NCBI's taxonomy places the organism in Eukaryota, Fungi, Ascomycota, Leotiomycetes, Helotiales, Helotiaceae. Gene Ontology annotation, biological process: ubiquitin-dependent protein catabolic process. Bases 1 to 1143 code for a protein of 380 amino acids. The record is from RefSeq and is a predicted model, not a curated record.
AUGAACGCCGAUACCAUAUCAGAUUUCUUGGAGGGGAAGCGUGAUGAAGCACCAGCGGACUCGCAACAUCUGUAUAUGACUUUCGAGGAUCUGUGGGAGCGAAAGUUAUGGCAUCAGUUGACAGACGCCCUGCUCGAGUUUUUCAAUACCGAAGAAAGUGCACCUCAGCGACUUCAAUUCUACAAAACCUUCAUCCUCACAUUCGCUGAUAAGAUCAAUCAACUGAAGCUUGUCACUCUUGCUCUCGGGGCCGCAUCCCAGUGUCGGGACUCACAAGAACGACUAUCUUUCCUGGAGGCUGCGGCGAAGAAGGUUGACAACCCCAAUAGCCAGGACGCCUUUGUUUAUGCUACGGUUGCUGUCGCGACUGUGAAGUUGGAGCUUAAGGAUUUGGAGGGUACAAGAAAGGAUCUGGACAAAUCGGAGAAGAUUCUAGAUGGGUUCGAUUCCGUUGAAACUAUCGUCCACGCCGCUUUCUACAGAGUCAACGCGGAGUACUAUCAGUCCAAAGCAGAUUUUGCCGCAUACUAUCGCAAUGCGCUCCUAUACCUGGCGUGUAUCGACCUAAACCAGUUGACUCCCGAAGAACGAAGAAACCGUGCAUACGAUCUGAGCAUAGCAGCUCUAAUUUCGGAUACAAUCUACAAUUUUGGAGAACUCUUGUUACACCCUAUCCUCGAUACCUUGACGAAAGACGAUGCAUGGCUUCGAGACCUUUUGUUUGCCUUCAACCGGGGGGAUCUUGCUGCAUAUGACGUUCUGGCUGGGCACAUUUCUUCAAAUUCGCUGCUCUCCGAACAUCGCGACGGUCUUCGACAAAAGAUCUAUCUAGCCGCUCUUACUGAAACCAUUUUCCGAAGGCCGCCUCACGACCGAGCUAUGUCGUUCCGCACAAUCGCUGAGGAGACCAAGGUUAGACCUGACGAAAUCGAACAUUUGGUUAUGAAGGCACUGAGCUUGGGACUACUGCGCGGAAGUAUCGACCAAGUAGAUGAGAUUGCACGUAUCAACUGGGUACAGCCGAAGGUACUAGAUAUGAGCCAGAUUGACGGCAUGCGGACAAGACUACAAGAAUGGGACUCGAGUGUCAAUCAGUUAGGUAACUGGAUCGAGACAAAGGGACAGGAUGUUUGGGCUGCGUAA